Messenger RNA from Alligator mississippiensis (American alligator), 1531 nucleotides. RefSeq names its product collagen alpha-1(XXV) chain-like. The record is from RefSeq and is a predicted model, not a curated record. Lineage: Eukaryota; Metazoa; Chordata; Crocodylia; Alligatoridae. The transcript has 3 exons. The coding region runs from base 368 to 775 and encodes 135 amino acids.
GGCGGCGUGCGGCAGUCGCUGUGCACAGCGCGGCCAGGAGGGCAGCGGGUGACGGAGCUGCGAGCUCGUCCCGGCGCGGGGAGGGAGACUCCGCGCUUCAACCCGGCCGCCCGCCCCGACCCCCGCGGGGGGCUGCAGCGCGCUCUUGAGGGGCCCUUGCCGCUGCGCGGAACUCGCCCGCACAGAACUGGGGCAGCGGGGCAGGCACCAAGUACCACGGGACUCUCAACAAGUCCGCCGCCCCAGCGCCGGGGUGCUGCCCCCGUCUUGUUGCGAUGCGCGUGUGAGAGCCGGGCGCCUGCUCCUCGUCGCCACAGCCGCUCCCAGCUUUUCCCCGCUUCUUCCCCCGAGUCAGCCCGGUCCCUCCAUGGGGGGCGGCGGGAAGGACGUGCCACCUGCCGCCGGCUGCCCGAGCGCGCCGGGCACCGGAACCCGCGGGCACGGGGCGCCCGGCUGCUGCCCGGCCCGGCCGCCGCUGCUGACCGCGCUGCUCUCGGUGCUGGCCGCCGCCUCCUGCGUGUACCUGGGGCUGAGGACCAGCCAGCUCCAGGCCCGGGUCUCGGCCAUCGAGAGCGCCCACGGGGGCUUCUCUGCCGCUGCCGCCGCCUCCCGCCUGCUGCCCGGCUGCUCCCUGGACCAGCUCCAGUCCGUGGUGCAAGAGAAAGUGGAGCGGCUCCUCGCUCAGAAAUCCUAUGAGCAUUUGGCAAAAAUAAGAAUAGCAAGAGAAGUGCCUCCAGAGUGCAACUGCCCACCAGGAAUAUGGACACAGUCCUGAAGUUCUUACUCAGGCAGCAGUCCCAACAGCAUUGUUGAACUUCAGGAUUGGGCCCUGUGAUACAGGGAUCAGUUGCUUGUAGACCUGAAUAAUAUAUUCAUCUGAUUUUUUUGUGUUACAUGCUUUCUAUAAGUUUUGUUGUCUUCUGCUGUUGGCUUUAGAUAUUAGAUUUAGAUAACUGUUGAUGAUUUAUUUUGUCUUAGACUUCUUUUGAGAUUCUCUAUCUCCUGUCUCUAUUCCUUGGGCAUUAGUAAUAUGACGCUUAAUGAUUCACAAGGUGCUGUAGCAAAUCUAACACACUUUAUAAUAGGGUACCAUGGAAAUAUAGUAUGCUCUGUAUGUCCUUCCAUUUACAAAAAUGUCUUCCCCUUAGAAAAGCUGGGAUUGUUGACAUGCAUCAAGAGUAGGGAUGAUAAUGAGUUAAUAUUUGACACGCUAUGUUUUUGAAAAACUAUUUGCAGUAAGACAUGUGACUAUAAGGUAGGUAUUUAUGGAAGGAACUCUUCUAGUCAGAGGCUUAACUCAUGACAGACUCAUCUUGAAGGGAUUAUUGAACCACAGGAAAGAAAGUCCCUGUGACAAUAAUAUAUCUUUUUGAUAAUAUAACUGAUAGUAGAGUACCCUAGUAGUCUGUUUAGGAAUCUUUAUCAGUUGAAUGAAAUGGGCAAUAUUGUUUGUUGGAGCCAGAGUGUUUAACAGAAUAUAAAGAAUUACUAAACUCUCAGUUUUGAUGUGACGUGUUACAUAAUGUUAAUA